UACCCAAAUUCCUCAGCAAAUUUUCCAAGAUUCUUCCCUUUCUCUAUCUCUAUCAGUAACAUUUACAUAGUUGUGUUUUCGCUCUGCUAAUUUUCUCUCUCUAGCCCCCCUUUUUUCUUACAAUUUCACAAACACCCACGAAUCUUUCUCUCUCUUCUGGUCUAGUAAAUAUAAACACUACCCAUUUUCUGCUCUGUUCAGCUCAUAACUGGUUGUCUCAAUUUCUGCAUUUAAACAUAUAGUAGUAAUUAAAACAGUGCUUACAAUCACAUAUGCACAUGCUCUUCUCUGUGUGUGUGUGUGUUUGUGAGGUGAGUGGCAACUUCUAUCGUUUUCUUGAAGGAAGCCCUCGUGAAGUUCAUGUGAAACUAUGGUAUACAAAGAGAUCUGAGAAAAAAGUAAACCAAAAACAAAGACCUUUUUAUGAUAGUAACGGGUCACUUGCUCCUUAGCCACUACACUAGAACAACUAGUUUCUCUCUUGAUUCAGGUGUUGUUCGAGAAGAAAAGUGGGGCUGCUUUGUUAUUGUCGAAUCACUGUUUGGUGUCUGUGAGUAUUUGAGUUAAAUAUACUGGGGUGCGGACAGUUUGGAAUCUUUAUGCUAUAGUUGAGAUGAGUUUUUGUUUUCGCUUUGUUUUCUUUGUUGGGUAGUAAGCAAGAGUGGCAGCUGGCUAAUUGGAUUUUUAUUGCCUAAUGAUUUGGUUUAAGAUUUUUCUGCUUGGGAAUUUUAGCAGUCACUGGACGUGAGAUUGGUUAAUUGUGAAGGUGUAUAAUAGUUGCCGGGUGUGGUUGAUAGUCUUGGAAGGUGAAUCUUUGAGGAAUUGAGUUUGAUUAGGUCAUUAUUACUUGGUUCUGGGGUGUUACUAAUGAGAUUUUACUGGUGAGUUUGGAAGACAUUUUAAAGUUGGAUUUUUUUUUGGGCAUAAUUGAGAAGAUUUAGAGAGAGAAUGAUGCAUUGGUUGAAGUCUAAUCAUAAUUCAAGAAUAUUUCCGUUUUUGGAUCAAUAUAUGUACUGAUCAUGACCAGGGCUGUCCGUGACCGGAUUCUUAAGGAUGCAAAUGGAAACAUUAGUGAUCACCUACGAAACCACAUACAUUUGACAAAUUGUAUUCAUUUGAAGAACCACAUGCAUAAGCAGAGCCCCAUCUUGGGUGACAGGUCCCUUAUGAGGGAGCUUGUUGUCCUUCAGAGGUCAAGGUCGUUGAGGGAUCCUUCUGCAAGUCCACCCUCAUGGCAUUCUCCUUCUGUUGUCGAUGCCCUUCUUAAAACAAGUGAAAGGAGGGAUGCUGUUGUCAGCAGUGGUAGGCGGUCUCUAGGCGUAGACCGGCCUAUGAAUGCUAGAGGUUUAUCUGGAAGCUCACCUCCUUUAGCUGGCCGAUCGACAUCUAGAGUCGCUUCUGCAGAGAUUAAUACUGAGCGAGUAGCAGGGGCUCCGAGUGACCGAAGUAGCAAGAGUGGAAUUCGAGAGCGGAGGAGAGUUAGGAGAGAAGAAUCAAGCGGUAGGAAUCUGGGAACUGACUUCAAGGAUGAGCGUCCAGAUGAUUUGGUGCACAAUACUGUUUCAGAGAACUCUGAACUAAGGGAUAGAAUUAGCAAUGAAAUAGAGAGGCAGAGGUGUGAUGAUCGAAUAAGGACCCUCUCUGAGCAAUUAAAUAAUGUUCCAAUGGACAGUGAUGAGGUAGCUUCUUCUCAUGGAAGGCAAACUCGUAAUGAGAAAUUUGCAGUGCAAGCGGAGGCAACCACUCGUGGCUAUGGCAGUAGCAGAGUAAAACAGCGCAAGUUUCGACGGGCAAGAAGAGCUCGGGCUUCUGUUCCUUCAAGAGAUGCUCUUGCCCACAAUGAAAUGUCUGUGGCCUCAAAUUCAUUAGGUCAAGCUUCAGCUCACCAAAAAUAUCAUGCAGAAGAGUGCUACGAAGAGUAUGCCAACCAGAAUGUGGCAAGGGCUCCAAGGAAUGGAUGUGGAAUUCCUUGGAACUGGUCAAGGAUUCAUCAUAGGGGAAAAUCAUUUCUUGACAUGGCAGGUAAGAGCUUAUCUUGUGGUUUGUCUGACCCAAGGUCAAAAAGAAGUGGUAUUGGUCACAGAGGGAGGGACUCUGCUGAUAUGCCAAUAAUGUCCGAAUACUCGAGUUCAUCUAGUCAAUCUGAGGCAGAGGCGUUGCCCUUACUACUGGAUGCUUCAAAUUCUCAGGGAAGUACAGACAAUCCUGCUUGGGUUCACAAUUAUUCGGGAGAGUUGGGUAUCUAUGCUGACAAUUUGCUAAAGCAAGAACUUGACUCGGAUCUUGCUUCGGAAGCUAGAUCAGGUCAGAAACACAAAUUUCGUAGGCGUGGCAAUAGUAGGCACCAGAGUCUAACACAAAAGUAUAUGCCAAGAACUUUCCGGGAUCUGGUAGGACAGAAUUUAGUUGCACAAGCUCUUUCAAAUGCUGCUGUUAAGAGAAAGGUUGGCUUGCUUUAUGUUUUCUAUGGGCCCCAUGGAACAGGAAAGACCUCAUGUGCCCGCAUAUUUGCAAGGUCAUUAAAUUGCCAAUCGAUUGAGCAUCCCAAGCCUUGUGGGUUUUGUGAUUCUUGCGUUGCACAUGAUAUGGGAAGGAGUCGGAAUAUAAGGGAAAUAGGUCCUGUCAGUAAUUUUGAUUUUGAGAAUAUGAUGGAUCUUCUUGAUAAUAUGAUUGUUUCCAAACUGCCAUCCCAGUAUAGGGUUUUUAUUUUUGAUGAUUGUGACACACUGUCACCUGAUUGUUGGAGUGCUAUUCUAAAGGUCGUCGAUAGAGCCCCUAGGCGAGUCAUUUUCAUGCUUGUAUCCUCAAGUCUUGAUGUCUUGCCUCAUAUAAUCAUAUCUAGGUGCCAGAAAUUCUUUUUUCCCAAGUUAAAGGAUGCGGAUAUCAUCUAUACUUUGCAGUGGAUAGCAACCAAAGAAGAUCUUGAAAUCGAUAAGGACGCACUCAAGCUUAUUGCAUCAAGAUCAGAUGGAUCGUUGAGAGAUGCUGAAAUGACUCUUGAGCAAUUGAGUUUGCUUGGGCAGAGAAUCUCUGUUCCUCUUGUGCAGGAGCUGGUUGGACUUAUAUCUGAUGAGAAAUUAGUGGACCUACUUGACUUGGCGUUAUCUGCAGACACUGUCAAUACGGUGAAACAUUUGAGGGAGAUCAUGGAAUCUGGUGUCGAACCCUUAGCUUUAAUGUCGCAACUUGCUACAGUCAUAACUGAUAUACUUGCAGGGAGCUAUGACUUCACAAAAGAAAGGCCUCGGAGGAAGUUCUUUCGCCGCCAAGCAUUAUCAAAACAGGAUAUGGAAAAAUUGCGUCAAGCUCUGAAAACACUGUCUGAAGCUGAAAAGCAGCUGAGAAUGUCAAAUGACAGACUUACCUGGCUUACAGCUGCAUUGCUGCAACUUGCUCCAGACCAGCAGUAUAUGUUGCCCAAUUCCUCUGCAGACACUAGUUUUAUUCAAAGUCCACUAGGCUUGAAUAAUGCAGGGGGAACGGAAAGACCCAGGAAAAGUAAUGUUGAGCAUGCUGACUUGCCACACAAAGACACAAAAGGUAGGGUAGAAAACUUUCAAGCUGGAAGUUCUGGUGAUAUUUACUCUGACUCCAGGAUGAAAGGUGUUUGCAUUGGUGGAAAAGGGCAUAAUGGAGCUGGAGUAUUUGCUCAGAAGGCUUAUAGCGUCUCUAGUGAUAAAAAUCGAAUGAGCAGUGGCCAGCUUCCUGAUAAGUUGCACCAUGAUAUUGAAGAAAUAUGGUUAGAAGUGCUUCAAAAUAUCGAAAUAAAUGGCUUAAAAGAGUUCAUGUAUCGAGAAGGGAAGCUUACCUCACUCAGCUUUGGAGCAGCUCCAACAGUGCAGUUACUCUUCAGCUCACAUCUGACGAAAUCUAAGGUAGAGAAAUUCAGGGGUCAUAUUUUACAAGCUUUUGAGUCUGUUCUUGGAUCCCCAGUGACAAUAGAAAUCAGAUGUGAAUCGGGGAAAGACGUCAGGGCUGGACCAAUGGUCUUGUCUGCAUCUCAUAUAGGUGCAAGCCCCAGCAUUUAUGGUAAUGGGAUGAGAAUGGCAGGUCCUGAUGAAAACACCAGGACGCAAGUAAAUGUCAGAGAAGGUUUGGCUUUUGCAAAGCUUGACUCAAGAGGAAUAGGUGAUAGCGAGAUAAUUGAAGAGGAAGCUUCUCCAAGAGAAUUAAAACACCAUGGUCAGAUCGACAACAAUACACGAUCUGAUUUGCCGGGAGGGACAAUGUCUAUAGCAAAAAAUUCAUCCACCUCCAUACCUGAACGAAGAAAAUCAGGGGAUAGAAGCCAGAGUUUGAGCCUAGUUAAGAGCAAGGUAUCUCUUGCCCACGUAAUUCAGCAGGCAGAAGGAUAUACGCAACCAAGUAGCUGGUCAAAACGCAAGGCUGUUUCUAUUGCUGAAAAGCUUGAACAAGAGAAUUUGAGAUUAGAGCCAAGAUCAAGGAGCUUGCUUUGCUGGAAGGCUAAAAGAAUCACCCGCCGAAAGCUUUCGCGAUUGAAAACAAGAAGUAGGAGGCCGAAGAGCUUACUGAAGUUGGUUUCUUGUGGGAAGUGCCUCUCUGGUAGGUCUCCAAGGUAGUAGUGAGUCAAAAAUGAAUGUAUCAGAAAACUUAGGGGCAGAUUUUCAGUUUUAGUCAUUCUAUUUGUUCAGGUCAAUCUUUGUUAAGAGGGUCAAUUUCAUUUUUCCAAUAAUAAAGUAGAACAUGAAAAAUGGAAGAUGUAACAUUAUUAAUAUAGCCUUUUAGUUUCUAGCCUUUUUCUUUUAGAUGUCUAAAAUAGUUUUGGGAGUAAUCUCAGGUGCAAGACUCAUCUACAUUUUUUUUUAUUGGCAACCAGUUCUCCUUUGCCAGA
Molecule: messenger RNA, 4852 nt
Organism: Nicotiana tabacum (common tobacco)
Lineage: Eukaryota; Viridiplantae; Streptophyta; Magnoliopsida; Solanales; Solanaceae
Product: protein STICHEL-like 3
Biological process (GO): DNA repair; DNA-templated DNA replication
Cellular component (GO): DNA polymerase III complex; DNA replication factor C complex
Molecular function (GO): DNA binding; DNA clamp loader activity; ATP hydrolysis activity
Source: RefSeq, a predicted model, not a curated record